CCCACUUGAGCGUUCUUGCGACCCCUUUCAGGCACGGACAGAGCAAGCGCACACACAUCGCCUGCGCAGUCACGCACACGGGCACCCUAACCGCUAAGCCUCGAGUACGGAGUCAGCUUUUCCUCACUCAACCCGCUACUUCCCCAAACAGCAAGUUCAGCGUCCUGUUUAGCUCACAACUUUUCUCAGCACAGGUGGUGUCCGUGAUGGCGCCCCUCGCGCGCCUCGCUUUACUGCUGUUAGUUUCUGCCGUGCUUUUGCUUCCGGUGUCGGCAAAAGAGGCCGCGAGCAGCGGCGGGGUGAACGGCUUCAGCCUGCAUCCGCCGUAUUUCAACCUGGCCGAGGGCACCAAGAUCACUGCCACUGCCACCUGCGGAGAAGACGAGGCUGGAAAGAGCGUGCCCGACCUCUACUGCAAACUGGUCGGCGGACCGGUUUCUGGAGACCCGGGACAGACCAUCCAGGGCCAGUACUGUGACAUCUGUCGCCAAGGCGACAGCGACCGUGCCCACCCCAUCACAAACGCCAUUGACGGCACUGAGAGAUGGUGGCAGAGCCCGCCGCUGUCACGCAGUACAGAGUUCAACGAGGUCAACGUCACGCUGGACCUUGGACAGCUCUUCCAUGUGGCCUACGUGCUCAUCAAGUUCGCCAACUCUCCGCGUCCAGACCUGUGGGUUCUGGAAAGGUCGGUGGACUUCGGUCAGACGUACCAGCCAUGGCAGUACUUCUCCUCCUCCAAGCGAGACUGCAUCGAGCGCUUUGGACAGCAAACCAUCGAGAGGAUCUACAACGACAACGACAUCGUUUGCACCACCGAAUAUUCCCGAAUUGUUCCUUUGGAAAAUGGAGAGAUUGUGGUGUCGCUGGUGAACGGCCGUCCUGGAGCGAUGAACUUCUCCUACUCCCCCGUGCUGCGGGACUUCACCAAUGCCACCAACAUCCGCCUGCGCUUCCUGCGCACCAACACUCUACUUGGACAUUUGAUGGGGAAAGCCUUGCGAGAUCCCACUGUCACACGCCGGUACUAUUACAGUAUCAAGGACAUCAGCAUUGGUGGACGCUGUGUGUGUAACGGACACGCUGAAGCAUGUAGUGCUAAGGACCUCAACGACCCUUACAAGCUUCAGUGCGACUGUCAGCACAACACUUGCGGCGCAUCAUGUGACCAAUGUUGCCCUGGAUACCAACAGUUGCCAUGGAAACCGGCCACCACUUUCAGCGCCAACGAGUGUGAACCAUGCAACUGUCACCGCCACUCGUUUGACUGCUUCUACGACAACGAAGUGGCUCAGCGGCAUGGCAGCCUCGACAUCCGUGGAGACUACCGUGGGGGCGGAGUCUGCCUCAACUGCCAGCAUCACACCAGCGGCAUCAACUGUGAGCGCUGCAUCCUUGGAUAUUACAGAACACCGGACACAACCAUUGACUCACCAUUAGCCUGCACACCCUGUGACUGUGACUCUCUGUUCAUGGACGGGACGUGUGAGGACAAAACGGGAAGAUGCUUCUGCAAAGAAAAAUACGCUGGUGACAACUGCGACCAGUGUGCUGAUGGCUUUGUCAACUUCCCAGAGUGUUACCCAGCAGUUUUCCCCACGUAUCCAAGCAACAACAAUGGUGAGGCCAAACCAGCCGGAGAGAUCAUUAAUUGUGAGUGUAGCGCAGCUGGCACUAUUGACAACUCAUGCAGACCCGAUCCUCAAAGCAGAAUAUGCUUGUGCAAGCCUGGCUUCACUGGUGACCACUGUGACAUGUGUGCGCCGGGUUUCCAUGGACUCAACUGCCAGGCGUGUCAAUGUUCAGGUCCCGGUUGCCUGGAUGGUUCCUGUGACACGCUACUGGGUCACCAUGUGUGUCGCAGUGGUUUCCACGGUUACAAUUGUGAACAGUGUGCACAAGGCUACUUCAACUACCCACUGUGUCAACUGUGCGGUUGCAGUUCUGUGGGCUCGCUGCCUGAGGUGUGCGACCCAUCCGGUCGCUGUCUAUGCAAAGCUGAAUUCCAGGGUCCUCGGUGUGAACGGUGCCGAUCUGGAUUCCACUCUUACCCCAAUUGUCAAGUGUGCACGUGUGACCCUCGCACCUCAUAUGAGACCAGCUGCACGGCGUUGGGACAGUGCCACUGCCGACCUAACUACAGCGGGGCUUCAUGUGACCAGUGUGCGCCCGGUUACUAUGGCUACCCCAGCUGCACACCAUGCCAGUGUUCCACAGAAGGUUCUCGCUAUAAUAGCUGUGAUCAAGUGACCGGUCAGUGUGUGUGUCUGCACAACAUUCGUGGCCUACGCUGUGACAGCUGCGCUCGCGACAGCUAUGGCUUUCCAAACUGUCAAGCUGGCACAUGUCAUCCUGCUGGUUCCAUUCACUACGGCGUUCCUCCUCCUGUGGGCCAAUGUGAGUGCCGUGAUGGCGUUGACGGCGUGGCCUGUGACCGCUGUAAACCUCUGUACUGGAACUUGUCCCCCAACUCUCUUGAUGGUUGCACAAAGUGUGAGUGUAACAUCGCAGGAACGCUGAGCGGUGUUGCCGAGUGUGCACAGGACAGCGGUCAGUGUCACUGUAAGCCAAACAUCUGCAGCAGCACCUGCGCCGCAUGCCAAGAUGGCUUCUACAACCUGCAGGAGCACAGCUACUUUGGCUGCCAAGGGUGCCAGUGUGAUAUCGGUGGCUCCGAAGGUCAAUCAUGUGAUGAGCGACGCGGCCGCUGUCACUGUCGACCCAACGUACAUGGACUCAAGUGCAACUUAGCCGCUGUGGAUCAUUAUUUUCCUGAUCUUCACCACCUCAAGUUUGAGGUGGAAGAGGGCACCAUGUUGGAUGGCCGGCCGGUACGCUUCGGCUACGACCCUGUGGAAUUCCCUGGCUUCAGCUGGAGGGGUUAUGCUCAAAUGUCCCCCAUCCAGUCCAAGGUGCUGGUGCCGGUGUGGGUGGGCUCUCCAGACCUCUUCCGCAUGGUUCUGCGCUACACCAACAUGGCAGGUGUAGAAGUCCGGGGUCAGAUAUCGGUGCUGGAGGAUGAUGGGAAAAACUUCUGCCGCAACUGUUCCGAGCAAUCCAAGCAGAUUGUCUUCGCUCCCACCACGGGGCCAAGUUUCGUCAACAUUCCCCAGAACAACUUUGUGGAACCUUUUGUUCUCAAUCCUGGAGCUUGGACUGUGCUCAUCGAAGCUGAAGGAAUUCUGCUGGAUUUUUUGGUCCUUCUGCCCAGCGCCUACUAUGAGGCUCCCAUCCUGCAAAUGCAUAUCACAGAACCAUGCAUGUUUGGGUCUCCAACAGACACCAGCCACAACAGUUGCCUACAAUACACGUACUUGUCUCUGGACGCCUUCCACUCUUUGUCUGGCAUCGAUGCCAUUUGUCGCCAUGACAACCAUCUGCCACGCCUCUGCCCCACCCAAAAGGUUACUCUACGCCAUCCCGACAUGGCCGUCUGCAGCGGCUACGACAUCAGCGUGGAGAUGCGAGCCAAAGUGAAGACCAGGGGCAUCUACGUACUAGUGGUUGAAUACGCGAACAUGGAGGAGUCGCCACAAACGCUCGCAGUCACCUUCAACUUGCCAGGAGCCCAAACACGUCAAUACAGUGUUACUCUUUUACGCUGUGCCUUCAGCUUCCUGUGUCGAGUGGUCGCCGUCGAUGAACACAAGCGAGUGGCACUCUUCUCUCUGCCAGGUGACACGGAGCUCCAGCUGUCUGCCGAGAGCGCAACCUUUUUCUUGCACAAAAUCUAUCUGGUUCCUCAAGAGCACUUCUCCAUGGAGCAUGUGGAUCCUAAAGUCCUUUGCAUCAGCACUCACGGACACUUCUCUCACGACAGCUCCUCCUGUGUUCCCUCGCGCUUCCGAAUGCCGUCCAACUCGCUGGUCCUGAAGGAGGGUCAGAGCGCCAACAUGCAAGAGCCCAUCUUGGACUCCCACAACACCGCUACCCCUCUGCCUGGUCCCCAGAGGGAGCCAUCAGCCCGGUCAGCAGCAGAGCUACCGCCCAAGGCAGCCGACAAUGGCGACCACGUCAGACUGGACUCGCUGCAGAAUGCAGCAGUGUACUCUACGCAUGUCCACACACUGGGACGCUAUGUCUUCAUUAUCCACUAUCACCAACCUCUGCACCCCACUUACCCAAUCCAGGUCUACAUCAACGCCGGGCAUAUCUGGAAAGGCCAUGCCAAUGCCUCCUUCUGCCCACACGCAUAUGGCUGUCGAAAUGUCCUGGUGUCAGAAAACCAGAUCAUCCUUGACGUGAGUGACCACAAGCUCUUCCUCACUGUGCAGGUUCCUGUGAAUAAAACACUGUGGCUGGACUACGUGCUAGUGGUGCCUGAGUCGAGCUACAGCUCCAGCUAUCUGAGUGAGGAGUCUCUGGACAAAUCCUAUGACUUCAUUAGCAGCUGCGGCCUGAACAGCUUCUUCAUCAAUCCAUCCAGCACUUCGUCCUUCUGCCUCCGUGCCGCCACGUCACUGUCGGCCUUUGUCAACAAUGGCGCGCUGCCAUGCGCUUGUCAUGAGGUCGGCGCCGAAAGCGAUGCCUGUGAACCGUUUGGCGGCCAGUGCCGCUGCAAGCCUAACGUGAUUGGUCGAGACUGCUCCAUGUGCGCCACGGGGUACUGGGGCUUCCCCGACUGCAGGCAGUGUAACUGUGGCACCAGGCUGUGUGAACCUAUGUCAGGGGAAUGCAUCUGCCCGCCACGGACACUGCUGCCUGAGUGCACCCAGUGCGAGCCACAGACGUUUGGCUGCCAUCCGCUGGUUGGCUGUGAGGUGUGCAACUGCUCCCAGCCCGGAAUUGUGGCACCUUAUGUCAGCUGUGACAACCUCAGCGGACAGUGCAGAUGCAAGAACAACGUGGUGGGUCGCCAAUGUGACCGCUGCGCAUCUGGUUUCCAUGGGUAUCCAAAUUGCCAACCAUGUGACUGCAAUGAGGCAGGAACUGAGGAGGAAGUAUGCAACUCUUUCACUGGACAAUGUCUGUGCAAGGAGAACGUCCAGGGUUCUCGCUGUGAACAGUGCAGAGUUGGCACAUUCCACUUGGACCCAACCAACCCCAAAGGUUGCACCAGCUGCUUCUGCUUCCGUGCCACAGAUCGCUGCAGGAGUUCAGACAAGAGACACAGCGAGAUCAUGAGCAUGGAAGGCUGGGUGCUACUCAGUGCCGACAAACAGGAAGUACCAGUCAACGUGUAUCCGGAUCAGGACUUGGUGGAGGCUGACCUUAGCGACAUUCCUGAUGUGUACCAGGACCUUCACUGGCAUGCCCCGAAGACCUACCUGGGUGACAAGGUGUCAUCUUACGGCGGUUACCUGAGAUAUCGUCUUAACACGCAGACCAUGAGAGGAGAUGUUUGGUCCCCUUCUGUUGAACCUCCAAGACCUGACAUCAUCCUCAAGGGCAACCAGAUGACAUUGGUGUACUUGGAGCGUGAAUAUUCUUCUCCCGCUGAGCCGCAUUUGGGAAUUGUGCACAUGGUUGAGGGAAGUUUUCGGCAUGCUCAGACUGGCAACUCCGUCUCCAGAGAGGAGCUCAUGAUGGUUCUGGUGGCUUUGGAGUCCCUGCAGAUACGAGCCCUUCAUUCCCAGUCGGCCCACUCUGUGUCGCUGCGCGGCGCCGUGCUGGAGGGUGCAGAGAGCUUGCCGGCUGGUCGCCACGCUAACAACGUGGAGCUCUGCAUGUGUCCUGCCAGCUACCUGGGAGACUCCUGUCAGAAAUGUGCUCCAGGUUUCUACAGGGAUGCCAUCGGCCUCUUCCUGGGAAAAUGUGUGCCCUGCAAUUGUCACGGACAUUCGGAUCAGUGUUUGGACGGAUCGGGAAUCUGUUUGAACUGUCAACACAACACAGCCGGCGACCAUUGUGAGAAAUGCCAGGGUGGUUUUGUCGGCAACAUCAGUGUGGAUGGGCAAGUGCAGUCAUGUUCUAGUUGUCCAUGCCCACUUACGGUGCCAUCCAACAAUUUUGCUCAAGGUUGCGUGGAGAAGAACGAGCAUAUGCAGUGCUUGUGCAUGCCCGGUUACGCCGGGCAACACUGUGAAAGGUGCGCCCCCGGUUAUUAUGGUAACCCUAUGGUGCUGGGCAGCACAUGCCAGCCCUGCAAUUGCAACGGCAAUACAGACCCCAACAUGCUAUUCACGGACUGCCACCCACUGACGGGCGAGUGUCUGAGCUGCAUGCACAACACAACCGGGCCUCGUUGCAACGAGUGCGCUCCUGGUUACUAUGGUGAUGCCAUCUCUGCCAAAAACUGCACCCAAUGCAGUUGCUCACCAUGUGGUACCGAGUCAUGUGACCCGCACACUGGGCAGUGCCGCUGCAAACCCGGGGUGAUUGGAUCUCACUGCCACCAAUGUCAGGACGGCUCGUUUGGCUUCGAGUCAUGUGUCGGGUGCCGUCUGUGCGACUGUGGCGCUUCUGCAGCACUAGUGCAGCCUUGUGACCACCAGAGCGGUCAGUGCAAGUGCCAACCAGGAGUCAACGGACCCAACUGUCGCCAGUGUGCUCCCGGAUUCUGGGGCUAUGGCGCUGAUGGAUGCAAGCCGUGUCACUGUAGGGGCGGUCAGUGCGACCCGCGGACCGGAGAGUGCCACUGUCGGGACGGGAUGACGGGAAAACAGUGUGAAAUCUGUUCGCAUGAACACAAUGUUCUUGUCACGCACGGUCACGACCUACACUGCGAAGCAUGUGAUAGCUGCGUCGUCGUCCUGCUGGAUGAUCUGCACAAGAUCGACUUUGACUCCCUUGCUGCACAGCUGCACAACCUCAAUGCCAGCACCAUGGCCUGGACGCAGCUGCACAAGCUCAACACAUCAGUGAAUGCCGUUGCUCAUGCCAUCGAGAAGUACAACACCUCGUUGGAUGGCAGCCGCCAUGGCGCCAUCGUACUGGAAGGCGAGAUUGUGAACAUUAGCGCCGAUGUGGACAUGCUGCAGGACAAGACUGUUCCGAUGGCUGAGCAUCUCAGCGAGCUGACAAACAGCACCUUGAACACUCACCAGAGGGCGCACAACAUGCUCGAAGAUAUCCACAUGGUGACCAUGGAUUUAAAUGACAUCAUGCGCAUGGCAAAUUGGUCGCUCAAUAACACAGAAGUAGAUCAGGACAGAGGCGAUCAGAAGAGGAAGAUGGAGGAGGUGGAGACCAUGUUGGGCAAAAUGAGAAGCAGAAGCUGCACAGGACAGAAGAAAAUGGCCGACCGGGAGAAGAUGUUAGCGGACAAACUGUUGGAGCGUGUCGACAAGGACUUGGCGCGUCGCCAGGAGGACAACGUGAAUGUGGGUGAAACCGCCAAAGAGUUCCUGUCCCGCAUUCACAAUGGCAUGAUGGCACUGCGGGACGCCCUGAACGAGUCAAUCAACAAGACGGCCCAAGCCACUGAGGUCAACAAUAGCAACCAGAAGAUGCUGCAGGACAGCAAGAGGAAAGUGGAUGAGCUGACAUCGAAACGCAAAGAAGCAGAUGAGCAGCUGCACAUGGCGGAAGACCACGUUGCUCAAGUCAACGAGCUGCUGUCUAUGCUGCAUGACUCCACAGAGGAUUAUGAGCGUUUGGCAGCGCAGCUCGAUGGUGCCAGGACACCAUUGUCCAAGAAAGUGCAGGAUUUCACUUGGGCCACCUUAAAGAUACCCCUGGUGGAGGAAGCUGAGCACCAUGCUGACAUGCUACACGCCUUAUCUGCAAACCUGUCCAAGUUUGUGGAAGAAACAAAGACCGAGGGUUUGGUGGACAUGACCAAGGCCUACAACAAUAUCGUCAACAGCAUCAAAGCAGCCGAGACGGCAGCGGACGAGGCAGACGAAGACGCGAGCAAGACAAUGGAGAACAUCGGUAACCAGAACCUCGGCCACAUGGUUGAGUCUCUGUGGAACCGCAGUGUGGGGUUGAAGGAGGAAGUAGAAAACCUCAGCGAGGAACUCAACAAUGAGUUAAGACCUCAGCUGGAAGGUGCGAAGAAGCGACUGAACGAUGCCAAAACCAAACAAAAUCAAGUGGUCACAAACUUCCAUACGGUCCAGAACAGCCUGAACUCCUCCUCCAAUGUCAGUCAGGGCAUUGACAUGGCCAAGCAAGCGGUGGAUCAGGCCACCGCAUCGAUCUCCCAAGUCAAUGAUGUCCUGCGUCCAAUCAGAGAGCAGCUGGACCAGUGGCAGCAGACUUACGGUGAUAGCAACACCACCAACAAGGACGUCAACGAAGUUCUGAUGGAGGCCAACAAGACGGUGAGCAUGCUGGGCGACACUAUCCCGCUCCUUCUGAACAAGCUGGACAAGCUACACAACCGCUCUGUGCAGUCACCAAACAUCUCAAUGAGCAUCAACCGCAUCCGACAGCUUAUCCAGCAAGCUCGGAACGCUGCUAGCAAGGUGAGCGUUCCUGUCAAGUUCAAUGGCGCAUCUGGCAUUCAGGUGCGCACCCCACCCAACCUGGCAGACCUAGCGUCCUAUACCUCCCUCAAGUUCUACAUCACAUUGCCCGAAGCAGCGCGCUCACGCCGACAAGACGACGGCGCCAAGCAGUUUGUCUUCUACCUCGGCAACAAAGAUUCCUCGAAGGACUUCCUGGGAAUGGUGCUGGAGGGGAAGAGGCCGCGCUGGUACUUCAACAUCGGAGGUGAAACGGCAGAUGUGUUGAUGUCUGAGGAGGUCCAGUCCAAUGGCAAUUUUAACAGUGUGGUCCUGGAGAGGAUCCUGCAGUAUGGUCAAAUGUCCAUGUCUUCGGAGGCCUCGGAAGGCGAGCAGAGGGUCACCAAAGCCUACGUGGAGGCGGGAGGAGAUCAAGGGCUUCUCAAUCUUUUGACCAGUGACACCGUCUUCUAUGUGGGGGGGUACCCCAAUACUUUUAAGCCCCCUCCCCCGCUAGCUCUGCCCAGCUUUAGAGGCUGCAUGGAGUUGGACACGCUCAAUGAGGAAGUGCUCAGCUUGUAUAACUUUGAGGAAAGCUUCCAGCUGAACACCACGCAAGAGAAGCCAUGCGGCAGGUCCAAGCCAACGCUAACACAGGCCUGGGUGAACGACGCCGCUUAUUUUGACGGCACCGGCUUUGCCGAAAUCUCCUUCAGCGAUGAGUUGGCGCGCAUGCAGCGCUUCGAGCAGGAAGUCAAGCUGAUCUCCCACGAAGGGAUUUUGUUGCUGCUUCAAAACAAAGACCAGUUCCUGUGUCUGGCCGUGGUCCGAGGCCACUUGAAGGCUUUCUUCCAGUUAAGCGGUGAGAUGGAGGAGUUUCAGCCCAAGGAUCCCACAUCCCCGCUCCUGAGGGUCAGCGACGCCAGUCCCAAUGUGCUGGAGAUAAUAAUCCUACGAUCUCCUCCGUACCGAGUGGUGGUGAGGAGCAACCGCAUCCAGCUCUUCACGCACGUUUUCUCUGAGAACAUCCCAGCCUUUGGACGCACAUACUUUCUGGGAGGAGUCCCCGAACACAAUAUGCCAGACAGGUUGCGGCCCUUGUUUCCCGAGCAGGGCUCUCUAAAGGGAUGUUUCCGAAACGUCAAGGCCCAAAAUUCCCACAUCGACCUGAAGAGGAUGAAAAGCUCUGGAGUCAGUUUUGGAUGUGACGGCGACUUGCUGGUGGCUCGUGAGGCUCACUUCUCGGGUCAGAGCUACCUGGACUUGGCACUGAGCAACGUUCCUGGGCUCAGGAGCAACUUCUAUGCCAGCUUCAGCUUUAGGACAGAGUACAAGGAUGGACUCGUGUUCUUCCAUCACGAUAAGGACGGCAUUUGCCAGGUGUUCCUGAAUGAAGGUCACGUGGUGGUGAGAGCAGGCAACACCGAGGUGAAGACACAGAAGACGUACAACGACAACAACAUCCAUUACGUGGCCAUCUACAACAACAUCAACGGUGUGCGUGUUUAUAUGAAUGACGUGCUGGAGAAGUCCAAGGAGGGGCUCUGGCUGGACACCAGGAGCCGUGGUUUGGCCAGCUUGGAGGGGCGCACCUUCUUGGGGGGCAUGCCCGAUCAGGGCCUACGCAACCUGACAGGAUGCAUCAGCAAUGUCUUCAUCAGGAGGGAUACCAGUCCUCAGAUGGUGGUGAAUCUGCUGAAGGUCAGAGAAAAUGUCAAUGUUCCUCUCAACUGUCCUGCCGCCUCAAAGCCUCAGCAGAUUGUGUCCGUGCCACCCAAACACAACAGCAAGCCCAAGGGAAAAAACAAGAAGCUGUCAGGGUCACGUAGUCGCAACAUCAGAGAGUCGUGCCAGGACGUGUUGCUGGAGCAGGAAUUGGGAGCCGUGCAAUUUAGUGGGUCAACGCUAAGCUACCAACGCUUCGACUCAGUUCCUGCUUCCCUGAGCAUCAAGCCUCACAUCUCACUUGCCGUAAAGAUCAACUCAUCGGAAGGUUUGAUCCUCUACACGUCUGGCGGCGUCCUGUCGCUUGCCGUGUCGGAGGGUCAUUUGGUGCUGUCUCUAGGAAGGAAGAGGAAGGUUGGCCUGCGCAGCCGCACCAAGACGGACGACCAUCAAUGGCACACGGUGUUCAUUAAGCGUGACACGGAUAAAGUCAGUAUGAUCGUGGAUGGGAUCAGCGCUCAGUCCAAGAAGCUUCCUGCAGGAGACCGCACGCGUAUCAGUGCUCCGUUAUUUGUGGGAGGAGUGCCACAGCAAUCUCCAAUGUCUGAUGCCCACUCUGGCUUUACCGGCUGCGUCCGUGACCUGACGCUGAACGAGAGCCCCGCGGGAAGCCCCGCCUACAGCCAAGGUGUGGUCCCUUGCUUCCAGAAGCCUGUGCAGCCCGGUGCCUUCUUCACAGGAGAGGGAGGACAUGUAGUCGUAGGUGAACUGCUAGUCCUGGGUGGAGACCUGGAGGUCAGAUUGGAAGUGCGUCCGGUGUCAGACUCUGGGCUGUUGUUACAGGCUGGGACGAUAUCUGGCCAGCAUCUGAUAUUGACGCUGCGCAGAGGAGAGGUGAUGCUGUCUAUGAACAGCGGCAAAGGUGAUGUCUUCUUGUCAUUGGCACCGGAAGAGGCACUCUGCAACGGACGCUGGCGCACCAUCGCAGUGGUGAAGAAGAAGAACGUCCUGCAGCUCCAUGUAGAUGCAGACAGUCAACAUGGCGCCGGACCCAAACAUGGCCGUUCAGCAGUGGCCAGAGAAGUGGUUUACCUCGGAGGAGUUCCUGAUGGCGGUACGGCAACACCAGGCCUGCCCGCCUUCCACGGCUGCAUCCGUCAUGUGACCAUCAAUGGUCGCCCCUCUCCAUUCAACAAAGCUCUGUCCGUUCGUGGCAAAGUGGGGACACACGGCUGCCCUAUUGAUUAGCACAAACACACGUGUUUAUGCAUUCUUAGCUUCACAUUCCAUGGGUGCAAAUGGUGGUGGGUGGCGCUUGACAAAUUAAAUUAUAUCUAUUAGGAUAUUUAUUGUCUGUUUUGUAUUUGAUAUCUACAGGGUGCUCCAAUGUGUGUGUGAACUUGCAUUUACACUACAAUCACUUUCACCUGUACACUGAAAUGAUAUUAGCGGAUAUAUCAAUGCAACAUAUCAUUGCAAUUCAGAUACCUCGUACAUACUUCAUGUUCUUGAUAUCGUGAUGUCAUUGCCGUAUUCGAAAGACUACAUCUCGACACUACUUUUAGCUAGAAUUGGGCAGGAUCACAUGAUGUGAGCAUGUGCGUCACGUUAAACUUUCAUGUAUUUACUUUUGUUUCAUGUUUUGCUCUCCUAACCACGUUCACCUUUUGCUUUUGCAUGUCAUUUGGAAUUAAACUUGUAAAACAAAAAAUAA
Molecule: messenger RNA, 11709 nt
Organism: Hippocampus zosterae (dwarf seahorse)
Lineage: Eukaryota; Metazoa; Chordata; Actinopteri; Syngnathiformes; Syngnathidae
Gene: lama5
Product: laminin, alpha 5
Exons: 78
Coding region: 207-11243 (3678 amino acids)
Biological process (GO): axon guidance; cell adhesion; regulation of cell adhesion
Cellular component (GO): basement membrane
Molecular function (GO): signaling receptor binding
Source: RefSeq, a predicted model, not a curated record